Molecule: messenger RNA, 3865 nt
Organism: Zingiber officinale
Lineage: Eukaryota; Viridiplantae; Streptophyta; Magnoliopsida; Zingiberales; Zingiberaceae
Product: transcriptional corepressor SEUSS-like
Exons: 9
Coding region: 907-3444 (845 amino acids)
Biological process (GO): negative regulation of transcription by RNA polymerase II; positive regulation of transcription by RNA polymerase II
Cellular component (GO): transcription regulator complex; nucleus
Source: RefSeq, a predicted model, not a curated record
GAAGCGGCAGCGGCUGUUGACUUCACAUGGAGAGCAAACCAACGAAUAUAGAAGAAAGCAAGGAGGCGAUGUCGUGGAAUUAGCCAAAUGGAAGAGAUGUUUGACGCCCGCAGGAGCACGAGCAGAUCUCUCACUGUUCCUCUCAAUUGAAGGCUCAACCGAAAUCGAAAGAGGAGGGAGCUUUUCCUUGUAUUUGACACAAACCCUAAGUCUCGCAGCGGAAGCAAGACGGAGUGGGAAGAAGGUGGUAAGUUCGUCUUGGUUCCUCGCCCGUCGUCCUGUUUGUCUCUUCUCGUUGGUAUCAUUGAGAAAGUCGACUGCUUUUGGACUCCGAGCCGCUCAAUAGAGGUGUUAUUACCGUUCGGACUGGCGUUGGGAUGUCUUCGUUGUCGGAGUCGAUGUGGCGGCUCUACUUCAGAUUCCAACGGGCCAAGAGGAAGAGAUUAAUGUGAGGAAAGCAUCAACGGGCCAAAGAUUGGAUUUUUAACUUCUUUGAAGGUCCUUGGUUUUCUUCCUUGAAGAAAGAUCUAGUUUUUAUGACAUGCUGGUUUGAUUUUUUUUUCACAUUUGGAUGGGUCCUGGAUUCUCGUCUUCGGUUUGCUAUAUUUUUGCUCUGGGAAGCGAAAGGAGAUGUUGGGUGGGUUUCAGAGAGAUUUCUUCUUUCUAGUUAAGAUUCGCUUGUUUCAGAGUUAGUUGAGUGGACUCUAGCAGUAUAUGGAGAACUGAAACAUUUGCCUUGUUUCUUUUCAACUGCAUGGAAUACCUCAUCUCGUCAUAUGUUUGGAUGGGAAAGUUCUUUCACUCUCUUGUAUUGAUAACUGAUCUGAAGUUUUAUCUGUAGAACUAUGUUAAUCUAAGCAUCAUUUUAGUGUGAUAGUGUCACAUCAGCUGCCAUCAUCUUAAACCAUGAUUCCAUCAGGGUCUUCGAAUUCCAUCGGUGGCGCUCAGUCAGUUAACCCCUCUCUUCUCCGGUCAAAUUCAGGCUUGCUUGGAGGAUCCCAGCCUGGUUCAGUUCCAUCUCAACCUCCUUUCUCUUCUCUGGUGUCCCCUCGCUCCCAAUUUAACAGCAAUAGCUUGCUUGGUAGUAUAUCAAAUGUCCCACCUCUCAGCAAUUCAUUCGGGAACGGAGGACCUGUUGGGGGCCUUUCCUCGCCACCAGCAAAUCUUCAGCAGCAUGGUGGAUUUGGUGCCGUUGAUACAGUUAUCUCUGCUGGGACUAAUCCUUUGUCAUUCACAGCUUCGGCAACCCAAAGCCAGGGCCAACAACAAUGUUUUCAGAAUCCUUCAAGCAGCCAAGUUCUUGCGGACCAACCACAGUUUCAAAUUGAUGCAGUGCUCAAUUUCCAGCAGCAGUUCUCUCUUCCACCAAGUCAGCAGCAACAACAGCAGCUUCUUCGGGGAGGAUUGAGUAACCUGAAUCACUUGGCACCUGUUAAGUUGGAGCCACAAAUGGGUUCCAUUAAGUUGGAACCCCAAAUGGGCCCUAAUAAUCAUAUUGGUCCAUCACAGCAAUUACAAACAUUUCGUGGCAUCAGCACAGUAAAAAUGGAGCCGCAACAAUUACAAGCCUUAAGAAGCUUGGGUCCUGUUAAAAUGGAAAACCAACAUUCAGAUCCAUCAAUGUUUUUGCAACAGCAACAGCUGCAACAGCAGCAACAGCAGCAACAUAUUUUUCAGUUAUCAAGGCAAAAUUCUCAUGCUGCUGCUGCACAAUUGAGUUUCUUGCAGCAACAAAGGAUUUUUCAGUUGCAGCAGCAGCAGCAACAACAACAACAACAGCAGCAGAUUGCUAAAACUCUACCUCAGCAACGAAGUCAGCUGCACCAACAGCUUCUCCAACAAAAUCUACCAAUUAGAACUGCAAUGAAAUCAACAAUGUAUGAGCCAGGGAUGUGUGCUCGGAGGCUAACCCAGUAUAUGUACCAUCAGCAACACCGACCACAGGACAACAACAUUGAAUUCUGGAGAAAAUUUGUAGCUGAGUAUUUUGCUCCGGAUGCGAAGAAGAGGUGGUGCGUCUCUCUUUAUGGAACUGGUCGUCAAACUACUGGUGUUUUGCCACAGGAUGUGUGGCACUGUGAGAUAUGUACCCAUAAACCUGGACGUGGUUUUGAAACUACUGUCGAGGUUUUACCGAGGCUCUUCCAAAUAAAAUAUGCUAGUGGCACCUUAGAGGAACUUCUGUAUGUUGACAUGCCCCGUGAGUAUCAGAAUGCCUUGGGUCAAAUUGUGUUGGAUUACUCCAAGGCAAUUCAGGAGAGCGUCUUUGAGCAAUUACGAGUAGUGCGUGAUGGCCAUCUCCGGAUUGUUUUCAAUCCCGAUCUAAAGAUAUCUUCAUGGGAGUUCUGCGCUAGGCGCCAUGAGGAGCUUGUUCCUCGGAGAGUAAUCAUUCCUCAGGUUAGCCAACUUGGUGCUGUGGUACAAAGGUAUCAGGCGGCAACUCAAAAUGCACCAUCAGGCCUACCAAUACAGGACUUACAAAACACUUGUAACUCGUUUGUAGCAUCUGCUCGUCAAUUGGCCAAAGCUCUGGAAGUACCAUUGGUAAAUGAUUUAGGGUAUACAAAAAGAUAUGUUAGGUGCCUUCAGAUAUCUGAAGUGGUCAACAGUAUGAAGGAUCUGAUUGAUCAUAGCAAAGAAACUGGAGUUGGACCAAUAGAAAGCCUGAUUAACUUCCCCGGAAGACAACAGCAAAUCAUUGAUCAGAAUGCAAAUCAUAACAAUCCGAGCUCUAUGCAUGCCGCAGGUUUGCAAAUUUCUGCGGCCAGCAAUGACGUUGGUACGAACAACUCCCUUGAUGCUGCUUCAUCUUUAUCUGCAUCAGCUGCUGCCAUUGUUGGCACCCCCCAAAAUUCUAUGAAUACUGAGCAAGAAAAGCAGAUGAAUUCUUUGAGCAACCCGUACGCUGGAAAUAAUGUACAGAUUCCUUCUGCCAGCUCAUCGAAUUCGGUACCUCCUUUCAAACCUUCGUGUAGCAACAACCCAGUUUCGAUCUCACAGAAUGCUACUCACCUGAGCACUACUUCUGCAAGUUUGGCUAUGUUACAAGAAAAUGAUGUGAAUGAUUCACAGAGCUCUGUCCAGCAAAUUCUACAAGAACUGAUGAUGUCUUCACAGUUGAAUGAUGUGAACCCAAUGGAAACCGAUAUGAAGCCAAUUAAUGGGAUGCAUCCAACCUUGAGUGCAAUGGCACCGAGCUUGAACGCGGGGACUGGUUUCACAGCUUUGUAUGGAACUGGUACAUCUGCUUCAGCGAGUGGGAUGCGAGCAGCAAUGACAACUAAUGGCAUGGUUAUGAAUGGGAGGCAUGGAACAAUUCCACUUCCUCACGAUCCGACAGCUAUUAACCGUCAAUCGCAAGAUUUGAAUAACCAACUAUUGGACAGGUUAGAAGCUGUUAACAAGUUUGAUAAUCUACAAUUCGAUUGGAAGUCUUCUCCAUAGAAGUUUACUCAGUGCACAAGUGGCUUCGUCAGAUGAUGAAUAGUCGUGCUGCGCGCCACCAAAGAUAGUGAAAACCUAUACGCCCGCUCGAUCGCCGCUCAGCUAAUUUCUUCCAAAGAUAACAUGUAACAUCCUUUUUUCUAGUUUCAUUCACACAGCUUCUAAUUUUCACAAAUAUAUUGCUGUUUACCGGGUAUGAUGCGAGCAAGACACAUCUAGUUAUCAAUUGGAAACCGGUGUAUGCGAGUGUAGCCAUUCCUCUAUUUCAAAUAUGUAACGUGAGAUAGUCUCCCAAGUGUUAGGAGAGUGGUUGUUGAUGUUGUGCACAAGUAAUGGUGUUCAUAAAGUGUUUUUCUCAUAGAGAAAAUUGUAUCGGAACAAUUAAUGUCUUGAGAAUGAAGCAACAAGAAGUAUUUUAUUA